UAAUUUAAUUAACGGAUGAAGAACCGGUUGGGUUAAAGCAUCUUGAGGAGCGAUCCAAUGGUGACCGUUGGAUUUAUCAGAUCUGUGGAGCUUUAGAAACAGAGAGAGUCUCUCUUCCUUGUUCCUCCAACGUAAAAAACCAGAAUUUCAAUGUCUUCUUCCUUGCGUGAUUAUAUCAAAUCUGGAUCAGGCAUUUCGUCAAACACCUUGGGAGCAUCUUUCAGCGAGCCGAUUCUUUUGUAGAAUCCCAACAAGGAAAUUGGAAUCAAACCGUACCUGACGUAGCUAGCCAUGAAGCUGUCGUCACAAAGAAACGUAGCCAUUAUCGCCGGAGACGCUCCUGGUUUUGUCUCCUUCAUUGGGUAGAUACGAGAUAUCGGAAAUUUUUUGUAAGUUCCUUAGACAUAGAUCCUCGCAUUUUGAUGAUCCCUUCGAACAGAUCGCCCAACCAUGCUCCAUGUUAAUUUGAAUCAUAUCGGAUGAUAAUUUUGUGCGAAGCAGUUCGUGAGAAUGACGUUGAAGGUUGAGAACUUGAGAUAGAAAAGCUUCGAAUAGCAAAUUCUAGGUUUUGUUGGAUCGGAGUCUAUGGCAUCAUGCUCCGCUUGAUCGCUGCGUUUUAUAGAACUUCUUCCUUUGGCUUUUGAUCUUCUUUGUCACCUCUCACGGCGAUUUUGUUGGAGAUUAGAUUAGGGUUAUUUUCAUUCCGAUUUUGAUUCAUGGCUUCGUCUUCUCAAUUCCUGCUGGAGGAUCAAACGGAUGAGGAUUUCUUCGACAAGCUUGUUGAUGAUGCUUUUUCUCCCGGCGAAGCUCAGGCUUCAUCCUCUGUGACGGAGCUCAAGUUUGACGACGAAAGUGACUCCGAUGAUUCCAGAGCUUUUUCGAAUCUCUCCAUUGCUAAAGAUCCUUUGGGUGAAGUAGAUGGCACAUUGAAUGAAGCAGCUUUAGGGAACGAUGUUGCAAGUGGUUCGGUGGGAAAAGACGAGCCUUCUUCUAUUGCUCCGGAAGCUCUUCAAUCUCUCCAUGGUGAUGCAAAGGAAUUAAGAGAUGAUGAAAUGAGAUCAGAGGUAGCUGAUAUGCCACUAUCUGAAACAGCAAAAGAAUGCACCAUGGCUAACGAGCCCGGGAUUCCUGGGGUUAAGGAGCUAGAUUGGGGUUCUUUUGAUGCAGAUUUAUCUGUAAAUGACGGUCGUGGGUUUGGUUCAUGCUCUGAUUUCUUCACUGAGUUGGAUGGAACUGCAGGAAAUUUGCAGGGAAAGGCGGAUGUAGCUGUGGCCACUGGAGGAAACUUAGUAGCCAAUCAUACAAAUAACACAAGUGUUGGUUUUGAUAAUUCGGCAGGGUUUGAGCAACACCAGGGUCAAGUGCACCACGAUUCUGCAAGCAGGCAGUACGUGGAUAACAGUCAGUCUUGGGAAAAUCUCUAUCCUGGAUGGAAAUAUGAUGCAAGUACUGGCCAGUGGUAUCAAGUUGAUGGUCAUGAUGCAAGCAUGAAUUCACAGGAGAGCUAUGAAAACUCAACGAGUAACUGGGAAAACGUUGCUGCUAAUUACUCGGAUGUUGCUUAUCAGAGACAGAGUACAGCAUCUGCAGUGGCUGGCACAGUUGAGAAUGUGUCUACUUGGAACCAGGCUUCACAAGUAAGCAAUGGGUAUCCAGAACACAUGGUCUUUGACUCCCAGUAUCCGGGAUGGUACUAUGACACAAUUGCUCAAGAAUGGCGCUCUCUUGACAGCUACAACCAGGCUUUUCAAACAACUGGUCAAGCCAAUGAUCAGCAAGUUCAGAAUGGCAAUUCUCUUACAGCUAUGUACCAUAAUAGAGAGAGUAACGUACAUGAUGUUUACGAUAAAAAUCAGAUACUCAGAACGCAAUCAUUUGAUAUCCAGAGCCAACAUGGAAGUUGGGAUCAAUCGUACUAUGACAACAAUCAGCAGGCUACAAACAUUUGGCAACCAGAAAAUGCAGGUAAGGCUGAGGCGGCUGUAACUCCUGCCUCAUUAUCAAACUUCGCAGGAAACCAGCAAGUAAAUAAUCUGUACAGUACAGGACAUGUGGCUGAACAGUUUAAGCCAUAUGAGAGUGGUGUUCAGAGCUUCAUCCCUCAGCAUAUGAAUGUGGCUAGUGUCACGCAGAAUGGAGCUAUGAGUUUCUCGAACGAUUUUUAUAGUAGACAGGAAUCUGUAGAUGAUGCUCCACAGUCAUUUCAGAGCAAUCAGCUUGCCUCCCCAAGUGCAGGAAGAUCAUCUGAUGGGCGGCCACCACAUGCACUUGUCAAUUUUGGAUUUGGGGGAAAGCUCAUUCUUAUGAAGGAUGAUAAUGGUUCUCUCCAGAAUUUAUCAUUUGGAAGUCAGAAGGGAACUGGGGGAAGCUCCAUCUCUGUCUUAAACUUGGCAGAAGUUAUUUCUGGGAGUGCCUCUUAUUCAAGUCUCGGGGAAAACUCUUUGAGUUACUUCAGUUGUCUGGAUCAACAAUCUCUUCCAGGACCCUUGGUUGGAGGAAAUGUUGGAAGUAAAGACUUACAUAAGUGGCUUGAUGAGAAAAUUUUGAAUUGUGAAUCUUCGUAUAUGGAAUUUUCAAGAGGGAAACUUUUAAAGAUGCUUCUUUCUUUGCUCAGAAUAUCUUGUCAGUAUUAUGGGAAACUCCGUUCUCCUUUUGGUACUGAUGCAUCGCAAAAGGAAAUGGACUCUGCUGAAGCAGCAGUCGCUAAGCUUUUUGCAUUUGCCAAGAAAGAUGGCGUACAAAAUGGUUAUGCUCCUAUUAGCCAAUGUUUACAGCAUUUACCACCGGAAUCACAAAUGCAAGUAACUGCUUCAGAGGUGCAGAAUCUUCUGGCUUCUGGCAGGAAGAUGGAGGCUCUCCAAUGUGCACAAGAAGGUCAUUUAUGGGGACCAGCGCUUGUUAUCGCAGCACAACUUGGGCAGCAGUUUUAUAUUGACACUGUGAAACAAAUGGCCCUUCGCCAGCUGGUACCCGGGUCACCUUUACGGACACUGUGCCUGCUGGUUGCAGGGCAACCAGCUGAAGUGUUUUCCACUGGAAGUACAAGCGAUAUCUCUUUUCCUGGUUCCAUAAAUGUGCCUCCACAGCAACCUCAGUUUGGAAGUAGUAGCAUGCUUGACAGUUGGGAAGAGAAUUUGGGUAUAAUAACUGCGAACAGAACCACAGAUGAUGAGCUUGUAAUUACUCAUCUUGGAGAUUGCAUGUGGAAAGAAAGGGGCGAGAUAAUUGCAGCUCAUAUUUGCUAUUUAAUUGCGGACAAGAACUUUGAUCCAUACUCAGAUACUGCCAGACUCUGCCUUGUUGGAGCGGAUCACUGGAAAUAUCCUCGAACAUAUGCAAGUCCAGAGGCUAUACAGAGAACAGAGUUAUAUGAAUACUCUAAGACGCUGGGAAACUCUCAGUAUACCCUGUUACCGUUUCAACCAUAUAAAGUCAUGUAUGCCCAUAUGCUGGCUGAAGUUGGUAAACUUUCGACUGCACUGAAGUACUGUCAAGCAGUAUUAAAAUGCCUCAAGACAGGCCGAUCACCAGAAGUGGAAAUGUGGAAACAGUUUGUUUCAUCUCUUGAAGAGAGAAUCCGCAUCCACCAACAGGGCGGGUAUACAGCGAAUUUACACACAGAAAAACUUGUUGGAGUACUGCUAAACUUUUUUGGUAGUAAAGCACAUCGUCCUGUUGGGGGCAUGCCACCACCUGCACCACAUUCAACCAAAGGAAACCUACAGGGAAAUGAGUAUCAACAUCAACUGCAGGAAGCCACUAAGUUAGCAUAUAGUCAAUCGGUUAAUACAAUGUCAUCAUUGAUGCCACCUGCUUCAAUGGAGCCCAUACAUGAGUCGGGUGGGAGUGGGAGGAGAAUGGCAGUACAUACUAGAAGUGUAUCAGAGCCAGAUUUCGGUAGGACGCCAAUACAGGAUAUGGCUGACUCCUCAAAAGAAAAGGCAGUUGAUGGGGUGACAAAGUUGAAAUCAUCUGGGACAGUGGCAGGUUCGCGGUUUAGUCGCUUUGGUUUUAGCAUGCUGAAGGACACUGUAGGGAGGGUCUUAAAUCGGUCAUCCAAAGAGGCAAAAUUGGGCGCAGAAAAUCAGUUCUACUAUGAUGACAAACUAAAGAGAUGGGUGGAAAGAGGUGUGGAACCCCCAGCUGAGGAAGCUGCACUGCCUCCUCCUCCAACAAUAGGCGCAUUCCAAAACAACUCACUUGGUUAUGAAAACAAUCCAUCUAAUGGGAACUCGAGUUCUGGCGGCCCAACUCCAUCAGAGAAUUCUUCAGGAAUCCCACCAAUCUCACACGGUUCGAAUCAAUUCUCAGCUCGUGGGCGUACGGGUGUGCGGGCAAGAUACGUUGACACCUAUAAUUUAGGCCGUGGAAACUCUCAGACCAUGUAUCAGUCACCUUCCGUACAAACUGCAAAACCACCAAUCCCGGCAAAAGCAAAGUUCUUUGUUCCCGCAGCACCUGCAUCGUUUUCAAACGACCAGGCAAUGGAACCGGCUGCUGCUGAAUCCAGACAGGAGGAGAUUUCGGCAGAUGAAGUAGUAGCCUCUUCAGGGGCUCCACCACCAAUGAUGAUGCAGAGAUAUCCAAGUAUGGAUAACAUCCAAAGAAAUGGAUUGGGGAUUAGCGUCAAUGGGGAUCAUCAUCAGCCUCCUGCUUCCAGAAGAACAGCUUCAUGGAGUGGAAACUUCAACACCUCGUUUACGCCUCCGACCAGUCCAUCAACCUUCAAACCAAUCCUACUCAACAGUAGCAGCAGCAGCUUAGGAGAGGAGCUUCAGGAAGUGGAACUCUAAGUCACCAGGAACUGAAAAAAUAUUUCACAAAGUUUUUGGUUAUUGAUUGUCACAGGUAGGAAAGUCACACAGAGAUGGAGCUUGGAUUUACGCCGUCUUCUUGAGUGAUAGGGGCAGGCAAUAUAUAAUUGCAGUUUGUAUAGAUGAUUCUUUGCUUCAUUUGGGUUUUGAGAAUGGAACCAAAAGUUGGGAGAGAGUUGCAAAACUGUACCUUUCGCUAAAAUAUAUAAUAAGGUCAAAGCUGACCAAUUUUUCAUGUAUUGUUUUUUCUUAUUCAUUAAUUCUUUCUAUCUAUGUCACAACAGAGAAGUCGGAAGUUGAACACAUCUUGUAUUUA
This is a messenger RNA of Arabidopsis lyrata subsp. lyrata, 5130 nucleotides long. RefSeq names its product protein transport protein SEC16B homolog. Gene Ontology annotation, biological process: autophagy; Golgi organization; COPII vesicle coat assembly. NCBI's taxonomy places the organism in Eukaryota, Viridiplantae, Streptophyta, Magnoliopsida, Brassicales, Brassicaceae. The record is from RefSeq and is a predicted model, not a curated record. The transcript has 13 exons. The coding region runs from base 717 to 4793 and encodes 1358 amino acids. Gene Ontology annotation, cellular component: endoplasmic reticulum exit site; ER to Golgi transport vesicle membrane.